Molecule: messenger RNA, 516 nt
Organism: Symbiodinium sp. CCMP2592
Lineage: Eukaryota; Dinophyceae; Suessiales; Symbiodiniaceae
Source: the annotation of a GenBank genome assembly
AUGCCUGCUCUAGCAACCACCAGUGGUACUCCCCGAGUACAUGUUAACGACAGCGGUGGACGCAUGGAUCUGCCAGCGCCAUUGUGCAAGGAAGUCAGACUAGUGCGACACCGGCGAGGGCAGGGUUUCCUUGCUUGGACGGGAUCAUUUGCCGAUCCGCCAGAGGGUGAGGUAGCUCAUCUUAUUGCCGGGUGCAUUACGCCGCGUCCUGCACUCGGAGUUGCUUCGUGCGAAAGUGCCACCUACAAGCCCAGCAGAUCUUUCCAGGUGCGAAUGGUGGAUCAUGAGGUCUCAGUGGCCAUCUACGAUUUGCCCUCGGCCGAGACGGUCAACUCCGUGCUGAGACCUUUGCAGACCGGUUUCUACCACGUCGGGGUGCAGGUGCAAGGAUUUGAGUACAGCUUCGACGCAACGCCGGAUCCAUCCGGGAGUGGCGUGUGGUGCUGUAGGUCUGGCAUGGUACCCUGCGCGUUGCGUGGACUCCGGACUUUCCACGUGAAGCUGCCGGAGGGAGAG